This is a messenger RNA of Cadophora gregata, 732 nucleotides long. RefSeq lists its product as uncharacterized. The coding region runs from base 1 to 732 and encodes 243 amino acids. The record is from RefSeq and is a predicted model, not a curated record. The transcript has 2 exons. Lineage: Eukaryota; Fungi; Ascomycota; Leotiomycetes; Helotiales; Ploettnerulaceae.
AUGGAUUUCAAGAGAGAGACAAAGGUCAAGUCAGAGAUCGAGGAUGAGAACUUGUGGGAGGUCAGGGAGUACAAAGAGGAGGAGUUGGAGAGAGAGUUCGAGAAGGAAGAAGUCAAGGAGAAAGGAGUAAAGAAGGAAGUCAAGGAAGAGAAUAAAUGGCUCAGCGUUCAACCUCCAGCACAGUUCCGCCAACAAGAGAUCGACGAUCCGGACGAACCUCUGCGUCAACAACAAGUCAUCCGCCUCUUCCAACACCGCCGCCUCCAUAUGAACCGUCAAUCCCUCGUAUCUACCUUUGGAAAUGGUAUAGAUGAUCCAAAAUUCACCUUUGAUAGGGUCGAUUCUUACAACAAUAUCGGCGACCGGCCCUUGGCUGUCGUACUUCAAGGUGUUUUCCGACCAAUUGUUCUGAGUGAUUUUGCUGUUGGAUUCCAGCGCCGCUUCGAGAUCUAUCCUGGGUAUGAGGAUGUGUUUUGCAGACAGUUGGAGAAACUUGAUGAUCUGCGCUGGCUGGUUCCGAUUUGGUACGCUGAGGAUGUUUCGCCACUGGAGUAUUGGAGUCAAUCUGAGUUGGAGGUCAGUCAACAACGUCUUCCUAUGAAUUGUUUCCACCUACAGCGGUCACAUGGGAGCAAAAAUGAUAGAUCGCCCAGGUCCGUACAACUGCUUGCUCAUGUGCAGCUCAGAACGGACGAAUUUCUUGUAGUAGCAGUUGCUUCGGAAAUGGUGUAA